CCCACCCCCUCAUUCCUCCCUCGCCUUCACCCCCACCCCCACCACUUCACCACCGCUCAGGAUUUGUUUAAACCUUGGGAAACUGGUUCAGGUCCAGGUUUUGCUUUGAUCCUUUUCAAAAACUGGAGACACAGAAGAGGGCUCUAGGAAAAAGUUUUGGAUGGGAUUAUGUGGAAACUACCCUGCGAUUCUCUGCUGCCAGAGCAGGCUCGGCGCUUCCACCCCAGUGCAGUCUUCCCCUGGCGGUGGUGAAAGAGACUCCGAAGUCGCUGCUUCCCAAGUGCCCGCCGUGAGUGAGCUCUCGCCCCAGUCAGCCAAAUGCUCCUCCUCGGGCUUCUGCUGACAUCUGCCCUGGUCGGCCAGAGACUGGGGACUCAGGCAGAAUCCAGCCUGAGCAGUAAAUUCCAGUUCUCCAGCAACAAGGAACAGAACGGAGUACAAGAUCCUCAGCAUGAGAGAAUUAUUACUGUGUCUACUAAUGGAAGUAUUCACAGCCCAAGGUUUCCUCGUGCUUAUCCAAGAAAUAUGGUUUUGGUAUGGAGAUUAGUAGCAGCAGAGGAAAAUGUAUGGAUACAACUUACAUUUGAUGAAAGGUUUGGGCUUGAAGACCCAGAAGGUGACAUAUGCAAGUAUGAUUUUGUAGAAGUUGAGGAACCCAGUGAUGGAACUAUAUUAGGGCGCUGGUGUGGUUCUGGUACUGUACCAGGAAAACAGAUUUCUAAAGGAAAUCAGAUUAAGAUAAGAUUUGUAUCUGAUGAAUAUUUUCCUUCUGAACCAGGGUUCUGCAUUCACUACAACAUUGUCAUGCAACAAUUCACAGAGGCUGUGAGUCCUUCAGUGUUACCCCCAUCAAUUUUGCCACUGGACCUGCUUAAUAACGCUAUAACUGCCUUUACUACCUUGGAAGACCUUAUUCGAUAUCUUGAACCAGAUAGAUGGCAGUUGGACAUAGAAGAGCUAUAUAGGCCAACUUGGCAAAUUCUUGGCAAGGCUUUUGUUUUUGGAAGAAAAUCCAGAGUGGUGGAUCUGAAUCUUCUAACAGAGGAGGUAAGAUUAUACAGCUGCACACCUCGUAACUUCUCAGUGUCCAUAAGGGAAGAACUAAAGAGAACCGAUACCAUUUACUGGCCAGGUUGUCUCCUGGUUAAACGCUGUGGUGGAAACUGUGCCUGUUGUCUCCACAAUUGCAAUGAAUGUCAAUGUGUCCCAAGCAAAGUUACUAAAAAAUAUCAUGAGGUCCUGCAGUUGAGACCAAAGACGGGUGUCAAGGGAUUGCAUAAAUCUCUCACCGAUGUGGCCAUGGAGCACCAUGAGCAGUGUGACUGUGUAUGCAGAGGGAGCACAGGAGGAUAACCACAUGACCACCAGCAGCUCUUACCCAGAGCUGUGCAGAGCAGUGGCUGAUUCUGUUAAAGAACUUACAUGUUAUCUCCAUCCUUAAUCUCAUUUGUUUGCUUCAAGGACCUUUCAUCUUCAGGAUUUACAGUGCAUUCUGAAAGAGGAGUCAUCAAACAGAAUUAGGAGUUGUGCAACAGCUCUUUUGAGAGGAGGCCCAAAGGACAGGAGAAAAGUUCUUCAAUCGUGGAAAGAAAAUUAAAUGUUGUAUUAAAUAGAUCACCAGCUAGUUACAGAGUUACCGUGUACCUAUUCCACUAGCUGCGUUCUGUAUUUCAGAUGUUUUGAUAUGGCUUAGGGUAAUGUCAGUAGAGGAAAAAACUGUGCAAGUGAGCACCUGAUUCUGUUGUCUUGCUUAACUCUAAAGCUCCAUGUUCUGGACCUAAAAUUAUAUAAAAUCUGGAUUUUUUUCUCAUAUUCACAUAAGUAAAUGAGAACAUUCUAUGUACUUACUACAAACCUAGUUUUUAAAAAGGAACUAUGUUGCUAUUAAUGAAACUUGUGUCAUGCUGAUAGGAAAGACUGGAUUUUUCAUAUUUCUUAUUAAAAUUUCUGCCAUUUAGAAGAAGAGAACUAAAUUCAUGGUUUGGAAGAGACAAACCUGAAAACAAGAGUGGCCUUAUCUUCACUUUAUCUCCAAGUCAGUUUAUUUGUGUUAUUGUGUACAUUUUUAUAUUCUCCUUUUGACAUUAUAACUGUUGGCUUUUCUAAUCUUGUUAAAUAAUAUCUAUUUUUACCAAAGGUAUUUAAUAUUCUUUUUUAUGACAACUUAGAUCAACUAUUUUUAGCUUGAUAAAUUUUUUCUAAACAGAAUUGUUAUAGCCAGAGGAACAAAGAUGAUAUAAAAUAUUGUUGCUCUGACAAAAAUACAUGUAUUUCAUUCUCGUAUGGUGCUAGAGUUAUUCUGCAUUUUCAAAAACUGAAUUGGAAAUCAAUAGAAUUGGUAAGUUGCAAAGACUUUUUGAAAAUACUUAAAUUAUGAUAUCUUCCAUUCCUGUUAUUGGAGAUGAAAAUAAAAAGCAACUUAUGAAAGUAGACAUUCAGAUCCAACCAUUACUAACCUAUUCCUUUUUUGGGGAAAUCUGAGCCUAGCUCAGAAGAACAUUAAGCACCUUGAAAAAGACUUGGCCGCUUCCCAGCAAGGCGUGCUGUGCUAUGCUGUAGGAACACAUCCUAUUUAUUGUGAUGUAACAGUUUUAUGACCUUGCACUCUGUUCCAUACACUUAUAUAAAUACAUGGAUAUUUUUAUGUACAGAAGUACACCUUUAACCAUUUCACUUAUUGUACUCUUUGGCAAUUGAAAAUCAGUAAACUAUUUUGCUUGUAAAAUGCUUAAUAUCGUAACUAGGUUAUGUGGUGACUAUUUGAAUUAAAAAUGUAUUGAAUCAUCAAAUAAAAGAAUGUGGCUAUUUGGGGGAGAAAAUUAAGUGUGUGUACGUGUGUGUGUGCACUCAAGAUUUACCUCUUGGACUCUGAGAAAAUGAAAGCAAUAAAGUAUUGUGUUAUUAUUUUCAUUAUGCAAAA
Molecule: messenger RNA, 2920 nt
Organism: Callithrix jacchus (white-tufted-ear marmoset)
Lineage: Eukaryota; Metazoa; Chordata; Mammalia; Primates; Cebidae
Gene: PDGFC
Product: platelet derived growth factor C
Biological process (GO): positive regulation of cell population proliferation; positive regulation of protein autophosphorylation; platelet-derived growth factor receptor signaling pathway
Cellular component (GO): membrane
Molecular function (GO): platelet-derived growth factor receptor binding; growth factor activity
Source: RefSeq, a predicted model, not a curated record